Messenger RNA from Ochotona curzoniae (black-lipped pika), 2844 nucleotides. It is a transcript of the gene NRROS, whose product is annotated as negative regulator of reactive oxygen species. Gene Ontology annotation, molecular function: protein binding. The coding region runs from base 465 to 2588 and encodes 707 amino acids. The record is from RefSeq and is a predicted model, not a curated record. NCBI's taxonomy places the organism in Eukaryota, Metazoa, Chordata, Mammalia, Lagomorpha, Ochotonidae. The transcript is spliced from 2 exons.
GGGUGCAGGAUCCUAACCUGCCUGCUAUAGGCAGGUUAGAUCACUAUGCCAGCAUGCCUGAAAACCACGUUAAAAAGACAAUUAGUAACUGUACAGGUCCCAAGGCUCUAAUUAGUAUUUCAAUCCCUGGUCACUCUUUCUUCCUUCAUUCUGUCAUUAAUUCAGCAAACGUUUAUUGUACUCAUGUGACACGUCAGGCUGACAGGAGUUGGAGCAAGAAAGGUAGCAAAGCUACAAGACAUGGGAAGCUCCAGGUGACUACAGUGUCUGUGUCCAGCCACCUGCCCCUCAAAAGAGAGAAUUGAGUUGAUGCCACGAGCUUGAACGAAAGGUCGAAAGUGUUGGUUUCCCCGGGGUAUUUGAAUACUCUGUGGGUUCCCACCUACGGGCGGGCUGUGGCCUCCAACCCCAGAUAGAACUAGGAACUGGCUCCUGCUACUGAAAAUGCAAAGCAACCCUCUGGAAUGUCCAUCUCUGACUUGUUCCCCCCACCCUCUGUCCACAGGGCUGCCCUUGAAAUGGAGUUGCUGCCCCUCUGGCUCUGCCUGGGUUGUCACUUCUUAGCCGUGGGAUGGACAAAGAGCAGUGGAGCGGACAUUGCUGUGUCCCAAGGGAGCUGCAAGUGGGACGACGGAACCGGAACCGCUGACUGCCGUGCUCAGGGCCUGGCCUCGGUGCCCAGCAGCCUCUCUCCGCGCUCUCGGACGCUCCUCCUGGAGGCCAACCCGCUUGAGAAGCUAGAGAAUCACUCCCUGCAGCGUUACCGUCUCCUGGAGAGCCUCGGCCUGCGCGGCUGCCACCUGCACCGUCUGGACCGCAACGCCUUCCGCCAGCAGCAAGGCCACCUCCGCAGCCUGGACCUGGCUGACAACCGACUGGCCGAGGACUACCACGAGGCAGCCGCCGCCCUGCACACUCUGCCGCACCUGCAGACGCUCGACCUGUCCGGGAACUCCCUGACGGAAGACAUGGCGGCCGUCCUGCUGCACAACCUGUCGUCGCUGGAGGCCGUGUCUCUGGCCAGGAACACGCUCAUGAGGCUGGACGAGUCGGUCUUCGAGGGCCUGGAGCGUCUCCGGGAACUGGAUCUACAGAGAAACUACAUCUUCGAGAUCGAAGGCGCCGCCUUUGACGGCCUGCCGGGGCUCCAGCGUCUCCACCUGGCCUACAACAACCUGCCGUGCAUCGUGGACUUCCGCCUCACGCAGCUGCGCUUCCUCAACGUCAGUUACAACGGCCUUGAGUGGUUCCUGGCGUCGAGGACCGAGGCCACCUUCGAGCUGGAGACGCUGGACCUGUCCCACAACCAGCUGCUCUUCUUCCCGCUGCUGCCCCAGUGCCCCAAGCUGCGCACACUGCUGCUGCGGGACAACAACAUGGGCUUCUACCGGGACCUAUAUAACACCUCAUCACCUCAGGAGAUGGUGGCCCAGUUCCUCCUGGUGGACGGCAACGUGACCAACGUGACCACCGUCAGCCUCUGGGACGAGUUCUCUGCCAACAGCCUCCCGGACCUCCGUCUCCUGGACCUGAGCCAGAAUCAGUUCCAGUACCUGCCCGAAGGCUUCCUGAGGCAAAUGCCUGCCCUCGCCCACCUCAACCUCAACCGGAACUGCCUGACCACGCUCCACAUCCAGGAGCAGGAGCCCCCCGGGGCGCUCACCGAGCUGGAUCUGAGCCACAACCAGCUGUCGCAGCUGCACCUGACGCCCGGGCCCAGUGGCUGCCUGAGAAACCUCCGCUCCUUCAAUUUGAGCUCCAAUCAGCUCCUGGACGUGCCCUCCGGCCUUUUUGCCAAUGCCAGCAGCAUCACUACAAUCGACAUGAGCCACAAUCGAAUCUCACUGUGUCCCGGGGCUGGCCCAUCCAGCUGUGUGGAUUUCAGGAAUCUCACCUCUCUGAGGAGCCUCUCUCUGGAGGACUGCGGGCUGGACACGUUGCGGGACUGCCCAUUCCAAGGGACACCCCUUACGCACUUGGACCUGUCCAGCAACUGGGGUGUUCUAAACGGGGGUAUCAGCCCACUGCGGGAUGUUGCCCCCAUGCUGCAGGUCCUGGCCCUCAGGGAUGUGGGCCUCAGUUCCAGUUUGACCCAGUUGGACUUCUCCGGGUUUGGGCACUUGCAGAACCUGGAUUUGGCAGGAAACGCCUUGACCAGCUUCCCGAGGCUAGGGGGCAGCCUGCCCCUGCAGACCCUGGAUCUGCGCAGGAACCGACUCACAGCCCUGCCCCACAAGGCUGUGUCUGAGCAGCUCCCUCAGAGUCUGCGGAUCAUCUACCUCAGUCACAAUCCCUAUGACUGCUGCCUGGUGGAGGGCUGGGACGCCCUGCAGCACCUGGGCGUCGUGGCUGACGCAGCCUCCAUCACCUGCAACCUGUCCUCCAGGGUCAUUCGUGUGCUGGAGCUGCCCGGUAGUGUGUGGCAUGACUGUAAGUGGGAGCAGGUGGACACGGGCCUCCUCUACCUUGUGCUCAUCCUGCCCAGCUGCCUCACCCUGCUGGUGGCCUGCACUGUCAUCUUCCUCACCUUUAAGAAACCUCUGUUCCUACUGAUCAAGACCCGCUGCCGCUGGUCCUCUGUGUACUGACUCAGGGGCAAGCCUGGGUUUGCUACUGGGCCUGGGCAGCUGAGGACAUCUCUGGGCUGGACUGGGGGCUCUCCAUGCAGAGGCUAGUGUGAUAAGCCAGGGUUUAAAUUAAACUGGAAAAUGGUUCCAUCCCUUAGCCUCUGCCUCCCCCUCCACCUAUAAGUUUUUAUCUCAUUUUGAUGGUUCAGCCUCAUCAUUCUGGUCAAAUAUUUAUUAAAUGACACUGUAUAAAAAUAAAAGACAAUGGUCUCAUAUA